CUUUAUUAUGCUUGGAAAUUCAUUUGCUGGAAACCUUUAUUUUGCAUAUUGUAUAUUUCGGAGACUGCUCGGGGUUGUCUCGGGUUCCGGGAUCGUUUCGGGUCCUGUCGGUUUUCAAAACCACGCAAAGAAUAUUUUAAAACAGAGCUGCCCUGAUCAAUGGCGAUUUCUAACAAGCUUAAAGUCGCUUUUAUCGUUAUUAUAAUUUUUUUUAUUACAGGGAUUGUUAUUUUCUUCGGUGGACUUCAACAACUAUACAAGGUGAUUUCGCGAAAGCCUAGUACACGUUCUCACCUCAUCGACAUUGAACCUCUAGGAAUCGUAAACAACAGUAAAAUAAUCUUGUUUUAUACUUCGUGGUUUGGAUACAUCCCAUGGCCAGGAAUCAAAGAUAGGGAAGAUGGACUACACAGCGAAAAAGGAGUACUUUGCAGCGAAAAAAGAUGCAGAAUUUCGUAUCGUGCGAGCGAUUUCUUGCGAAGCGAUGCUGUGGUUUUUCAUGGAUGCCAGUUGUCACGUAAAUGGAUAAAGAACGAGGUUACAACGUCCCUAAUUCACAGAAAGCCGAAAAAUCAAAAAUGGGUUUGGUAUGAACAUGAAAACCCACAUAAUAUCGGCUAUGAUGCACGAGUUUUAAAUGGGAUGAUUGAUAUUGCUGUCACUUAUAAAAUGGAUUCGGGUAUUUGGUCACCGUAUGGUAGCUAUUCAAAUACUAGUUCAAAACAAACAGAAACAAACUAUACCGAAAACAAGAAUAAACUCGCUCUAUGGGUCGUUAGCAACUGCAAGUCAGUGCUGAGGAUUCAGAUCGUGAGAAAACUUCGCGAAUUUAUCCCGAUCGAUGUUUAUGGUGGGUGUUCGAGUUACUUCUAUUGGCGAACAAGAAGUUGUAAACCUGACUGCACAGAGAUUAUAAAGAAAUACAAGUUCUACUUUGCACUAGAGAACCGUCAUUGUAAAGACUACAUCACUGAGAAGUACUGGCAUAAUGCUAUAGAGAAUAAUGUUGUUCCGAUUGUUGCAGCGGGCGAGUUUGGCCGAAGAGUUCUUAUACCAGGGUCUUAUAUUGACCUAUUAGACUUCCCUAGCCCCAAGGCACUAGCGGAUUAUCUGACAUACUUGGAUCGAAAUAGCACUGCCUAUAAUGAAUAUUUCUCAUGGAAAAAGAGUUAUAAAUAUAACUUGCAACACCACAUGUGGAUAUGUGAGCUUUGUGGCCUGUUGCAUAGUGGAGGUGAACAACAAAAAACAGCCAUAGAGAAUUUUGGGGAAUUUUAUGGCAUCGAGGCAAACUGUCCCUCGAAUUAUGCAUCAAUUUAUUAUAAUUGGCUGCAUAAUUCUGGAUCAAGACAUUGGUAUAACCUUUUUCAAUUAAUCAUAACCUUGUUGUUACUGGGUUUGAGCGUGUGACAGUACUUUGGACCUGUUGGGCAAGUCAGAGAGGGAGGGAGGGCGACACUCAAUGAGUUAAAAGGCUAGUUAGUAAAUACUGAAUCCUAAUUUUUAUAACGUUGUAAAAAGCAGGGCUACAUUUUAUUUUAGAUUUAUUUAAUUGACUUUCUUUGAACAAAAUUAAAGUCAAUUUGUGCCUUUGCUA
This is a messenger RNA of Nematostella vectensis (starlet sea anemone), 1597 nucleotides long. Its product is annotated as 4-galactosyl-N-acetylglucosaminide 3-alpha-L-fucosyltransferase FUT5. Gene Ontology annotation, cellular component: membrane. NCBI's taxonomy places the organism in Eukaryota, Metazoa, Cnidaria, Anthozoa, Actiniaria, Edwardsiidae. Gene Ontology annotation, molecular function: alpha-(1->3)-fucosyltransferase activity. The coding region runs from base 160 to 1410 and encodes 416 amino acids. The transcript has a single exon. The record is from RefSeq and is a predicted model, not a curated record.